Rhipicephalus microplus (southern cattle tick) is the source of this 632-nucleotide messenger RNA. RefSeq lists its product as uncharacterized. Lineage: Eukaryota; Metazoa; Arthropoda; Arachnida; Ixodida; Ixodidae. The record is from RefSeq and is a predicted model, not a curated record.
GUUUACCAGAACUGCACGUUUGUGUGUGAAGAAGAUCAAGAAUCCUACCUGAACAACAUGGAGAAAUGCGUUCUUCAAGGACGUUCUCAAGUCACCAUUCCAACUUCGUCACAAACAAUGUCGGCUGCCUUUGCUACGGGAGUCUGCAAAGAGGGACAGUGCGUAUCCAAAGAUGCGGUUCUACCUCCAAACCAGGGAGGGCCAAAACCACCCCGAAGAAGUCGUGAAUGUCAAGCUUGGAGGAAUCGGCGUGUGAAUUACUGGUAUCGGAAAUGUACGUUUUCUUGCGAGGGUGAUGAAAUGGUGUACUUAAAGGGAGGUGAAAAGUGCAUGCUUCCCAAGGGGCAGACUUCGAAUUCUGCAAAGAAGGAUAGACGCACUCGAAGAAAAGGAAUCUGCAAAAAUGGAAUAUGUGUUCUUAGAAACAAGAAAGUGCCACCGCAUAAAGCUUCCUAAUGACCAAGUUAAAGCAUCUGUUCUCGCUUCCUCUCAGCAAGAGCUGCCUACAAGUGUCUGCGUACUGGGAAAGUGUUUUGCUAACCAUACAACGAAAAUGAUUCGAUAGGAUACAUAGAAGAAAAUAUGUGGCUUUCUACCUUUCAUGUAAUAAAUAAUUUGUAGCCUGUCUACAA